GUUUUCUCCCACUCGCGCGACUCACCAUGCCACCGUCCACCCGUAUACCGCCCUUUCUCCACCGACACAUACACCUACCACACGAUGAAUCCAUACUGCUCCUUACGAGCACCCUCGGUGCCAGCGCAAACUGGCUGAUAAUUCGGUUUCUGUGCGAUGCGCUGAGUAACUCAACACAAGAUGGCGGGGCAGAACUGGGUCACAAUGUGGUGCUCGUGUCCUGGAUGAGGGAAUACGAAUUCUGGAGGCAAGAGGCUAGGAAGGGUGCAGGGCUAGACUUGGAGAGGUUGAAGAAGGAGGGGAGAUUUGCGUUUGUGGAUGGACUGAGUGGGGUUCUGGGCGAGGUCGAUGAGCACAACAAUGCGAGACCAGAGAUACAACCGCGAGCCGCUGCACCGAGCGCAAGUACAUCGGGUAUACAAGCGCAACGGGGAGGACAGACUUUACCAGUUCGAGGGCCACCUGGGCGCGUACUGCCUGCGAGAGGAGCACAACCAGCAACGAGCACGACUCUAGCGGCACAGACAGCGACAACAAGCAAAAGUACACCUGGCCAUUGCACCCUCAAAUCGUCUGAACUUGGGAAUCUCAAGACUGCGAUAGCCAGCGCCGUCUCCUCCCUCUCCUCCAGCUCUACGCCCACAUCCCCGAGUCAACGCAAGACUCUUCUUGUACUCGAUAAUCCCGACCUCCUCCUCGCUCUCAACUCAACAAUGACCCCGUCAGCAAUGACCUCGCUCGUCCUCGCUCUACACACGCUCCCUAGCGUAUCCCACAUGCUCCUUCACAUCCAAUCCGACAAUCCGCUCCUCAGCCUCAGCGUACCACCACAACCUCUCGAGCUCGCGCAUCACAACUUCCUGAUCAGGUGCGCGCACAUGAGCCGAAGGAUACUUGGUGUUAGAGUGUUGGAUACGGGAGUUGCGCGGGAUGUGAGUGGAGUAAUACGGGUCACUGAGCAGAAGGUAGGAUGGCUGGGGUUGGGACUCGAAGAUGAACAAAAGGAUGAGGGCGAAAGUAGCAAAGGGAAAGAGUUCUUGUAUCAGGUCAAGGGAGAUGGGAGCGUCAAGGUCUUUGAACGAGGGGCUGGCGGGGAGGGCUAAGACACGAUCAUGACUCUUCUAGUCUAUGACUCCAGUAUAUAGAAUGCAAGAACGUCGUAUGUAUCGCCUUUUUUGAACACGGGC
Molecule: messenger RNA, 1187 nt
Organism: Dothidotthia symphoricarpi CBS 119687
Lineage: Eukaryota; Fungi; Ascomycota; Dothideomycetes; Pleosporales; Dothidotthiaceae
Exons: 1
Coding region: 27-1103 (358 amino acids)
Biological process (GO): tRNA wobble uridine modification
Cellular component (GO): elongator holoenzyme complex
Source: RefSeq, a predicted model, not a curated record